Messenger RNA from Lacerta agilis (Sand lizard), 1870 nucleotides. It is a transcript of the gene ANTXR1, whose product is annotated as ANTXR cell adhesion molecule 1. NCBI's taxonomy places the organism in Eukaryota, Metazoa, Chordata, Lepidosauria, Squamata, Lacertidae. Bases 33 to 1733 code for a protein of 566 amino acids. The record is from RefSeq and is a predicted model, not a curated record. Gene Ontology annotation, cellular component: membrane. Gene Ontology annotation, molecular function: signaling receptor activity. The transcript is spliced from 18 exons.
UGGCCUUGGGGCUCGCUGGAUCCUGCCCCGCCAUGGCUGCCCGCAAGCCGAGCUUCCCGCGCUGGGGUUUGCACGGUCUGCUCUUUGCAACGGUGCUGGUCGCCUGCGGCGGGCAAGGCAGGAGCCGGGAGGACGGCGGCGCCGCCUGCUACGGGGGCUUCGACCUCUACUUCAUCCUGGACAAAUCAGGAAGCGUCUUGCACCACUGGAAUGAAAUCUACCACUUUGUGGAACAUCUGGCCCACAAAUUUAUAAGCCCCCAGUUGAGGAUGUCCUUCAUUGUUUUCUCAACCAGAGGCUCAACUCUGAUGAGACUCACUGAAGACAGGGAGCAGAUCCGUCAAGGCUUGGAGGAGCUCCAGAAGGUCCUGCCAGGAGGAGACACGUACAUGCACGAAGGCUUCGAGAGGGCAAGUGAGCAAAUUUACCAUGAAAAUGUUCAAGGUUAUAGGACGGCGAGUGUCAUCAUUGCACUGACAGACGGAGAGCUUCACGAGGACCUUUUCUUCUACGCAGAAAGAGAGGCAAACCGAUCCCGUGACCUGGGGGCAACUGUGUACUGUGUUGGCGUGAAAGAUUUCAAUGAAACACAGCUGGCACGGAUCGCUGACAGCAAGGAUCACGUCUUCCCCGUGAAUGAUGGCUUCGAAGCUCUCCAGGGAAUCAUUGACUCCAUUUUGAAGAAAUCAUGCAUUGAAAUCUUGGCUGCGGAACCUUCUAGUAUAUGUGCGGGAGAGUCAUUCCAAGUGGUCGUGACGGGGAACGGCUUUCGCCACGCUCGCAAUGUCGACCGCGUCCUCUGCAGCUUCAGGAUCAACGAGACGGUCACGCUCAAUGAGAAACCUUUCAAGGUGGAGGACACCUACCUGCUCUGCCCUGCACCUGUGCUGCGAGAAGUUGGCAUGGAAGCUGCCCUCCAGGUCAGCAUGAACGAUGGGCUCAGCUUCAUCUCCAGCUCCGUCAUCAUAUCCAGCACACACUGUUCUGAUGGGACGAUCCUGGCCAUUGCUCUGCUGAUCCUUUUCCUGUUGCUGGCGCUGGCUCUGCUGUGGUGGUUCUGGCCUCUCUGCUGCACCGUGAUCAUUAAGGAGCCUCCCCCACCCCCCAUGGAAGACAGCGAGGAAGAAGACGACGAUGGGCUUCCCAAGAAAAAGUGGCCAACCGUAGACGCCUCCUAUUAUGGUGGACGUGGCGUUGGCGGAAUUAAGCGGAUGGAGGUUCGCUGGGGGGAAAGGGGAUCCACUGAGGAAGGCGCAAAGCUGGAGAAGGCCAAGAAUGCUCGGGUCAAGAUGCCGGAACAAGAGUAUGAAUUCCCGGAGCCCAGGAAUCUUGGAAACAACAUGCGGAGGUCCUCUUCCCCCCACAAGUGGUACUCUCCAAUUAAGGGAAAGCUGGAUGCCCUCUGGGUUUUGCUGCGGAAAGGUUACGACCGAGUGUCUGUGAUGCGGCCACAACCAGGAGACAAGGGUCGCUGCAUUAAUUUCACCCGAGUGAAGACAUCACAGCCUCCCCCCAAGUACCCUCUCAACAACGCCUACCACCCCCCUCCCCCUGCCCCCAUUUACAACCCCCCUCCCCCUGCCCCCAUCUACACCCCUCCACCACCCAGCUCCCCAGCGCCUCCCACCCCGUCCCCGCCCUCCACACUCCCCCCUCUCCCUCCCCCUCCUCAUGCUCCUCCCCCAAAUCGGGCCCCUCCCCCUUCCCGCCCCCCUCCGCGGCCCUCUGUCUAAACACCCUGCCCUCUGCCCCAGAAGCCUUUCUUAAGCCAUUUUCAACAGUACUGUAAAACCAAGGAUAUUUCAGAGGCGGCCUUAACAUUCUGGGUGAAGAGACAAGCAAACCCCUUUCAAUUCUUCUUCUUCUUCUU